UGAGGUCCAGAUGGGGAGAAUGCAUCAUCAAGUAAGGCAGAGCGUCUUCUGACUUCCAGAGAACUGUCUUUCCUACCCCCACCCCCACCCUCCCGCCCCAUUCGGGCAUUUGCAAGCCUUCCCAUUUACCCACUGCGGUGGUACCGCAGACCAUAACGGAUGUUCAAGGAAUCUGUGACACCUGAAUGACUGAGCAGCUUUCCCUACUACAGCCUAGAGCUCUGAGGAAUCUAUAGAGAAAUGGGGGACUCCUGAGGCCCCAGGAGCCAAGAAACGGUGGAGCUGCGGGAACGGGAGUCCAGCCUGGUCACUCAGAAUCACAAUCUUCCACAGUUAUGGAGAAGCAAGGCUUCGAGGCAGGAUGGUGAAAUUGCUGGUGACGGACCAGGGGAGCACCCCCAACUCCAAUCUCCCGGCGCCUCCUAGGCGGGGCUUUGAGAGAAGCCGCCUGGCGCGCCGCGGGACUCACCCACCCGAGCUGCGGCCCCGCCGGAGGCCCCCGAUCCACUGACACGGUGGCUGGAACUCAGGGGCCGAGAGAAGCAGUAGAGGGGAACGCACAAGUGAUGACGGGGGAGGAGUGCGGGGAAAGAGGGCACAAAGAAAGGAGGCCGGUUGGGAGGGUGCUGGGGCAGGGAGCACACGACAAGGGAGCCCCACGCGCGACACCCGAUGGCCCUACUCACCCCGGGAUCCGCGGAGCUGCUUGGAGAGCACGCCCGCGCCCCCACCCCGCCCCGCCCCCGCCGCAGCCGGAUCGCGCCGGGUCUUCGGAAGGGUGGGCGGCCGGGACGGGCUCGCAGGGGCGGCGGCCGGGCCCCGGGGUCUCGGCGAGGCACGUGCCCGGCCCUCGGAGCCCGCGGCGGCGGGAGCGCGCGGGAGCGGCCGGGACGCGCGGCUGGGCCCCGGGGCUGCGCGCGGCGGCUCUGGAAUGCACGGCCGCCAGGGACCGCCCCCGGAAAGCCCGGGCCCCCGGCCGCCGCCCCGCCCCCGCGGAGCCCGAGGAGAAACGGGGCGCGGGGGAGGCUGCUUCCCCGCCAGCCCCGCCGCUCGCUGGCGCGCAGCCCGGCGCGAUCGCCUCGCCCGUCGGGGCCCCGGCUCUCCCUGCUGUGAACCGAGAGGGUCGCGCCGACCUGAAACGCGUCCUCCGGAAUGCUUUCCCGCUGCAGUCUACACACGCGAAAGUCUGGCCGAUGGGUUUGGACGGAGGAGCGGGGACUCAGAGCUCCUGCUCUGCGGUGCGCGGAGUUUAAGAUCCGUACCAAGCGGCUUCGCCAAGUGAGGGGUAAUAACACCUGCGUCCCAGCCCUGCUGUGAGGACGGACUUAGACGCCGGUGUGGAGCUGGUUGGUUGUCUGCUGUGACACGCCUCUGAGCAUCCUGCUCAUUUUUGUGACAACAGUGAAACGGCCCCAUCCAAGGUGCUCAUGGCCUCUGAGAGGACUCCACGCCCUGCCAGCUCCCCGCCCAGCUUCCACACAGGACAGUGCCAGCUCUCCGACCUCCCGCCGCCUUUGUGCUGCACCUAGGGACAGGGACUCCGGCCCCACCUUGGCACCCGGCUUUAAAUUCAGCAGUCGAGCGCUCUUCCGUCUCUCUCUCUGAAACACGGGAGCGCAGGCCUUGACCAUCAGUGUGACCUCGAGGAGUCUUGGAGCUCAGUUGUGGGUCAGUCUCUUCCUUUGCCCAAUAGGUAUGGUAAGAACCCUUCUGCCUUCCUCAGGCCUGAACCUGAUACGGUGCGGGGGUGCCGAACUUAGCCCCGACUGUCUUCUGUAGGUCGGGGAUGAGGUCAGCAGAAAUGACACGGAAAUCCUCACUACCAGAUGCCAGUUGUCUAGAGGGGAGACAAUGAGGAUGAAGGGGGUUGACAUGAGAAACGGUGUGCCAAAAACCCCAGGAAUUGUCAGCCAACAACAUGUUUUAAUCAAAAGAGAAGUGUGGAAUCUUUAAAACAAACACAAACAAACACAAAACAAGUACCACACAAUUCUGAAUAGUUUAAUACAAAAGUCUCAGUGGAAAGAAAACAAACAAAAAUGCUAAAGGAGGACAAUCUCAAUUUAAUACAAAGUGUUCUCUGGUUAGUGGAAGGGGUAGGGGACUACUCUUUUGGGUGGACACCUGGUAACUUCAUGUGCCCUGUGUGAGCACUGGCGUCUGGAGGGUGCAGAAGCCCAGGACUGAAGCGAGCACUAGCCAGGCUCAGUCUGACUUUCCC
This is a messenger RNA of Prionailurus viverrinus (fishing cat), 2221 nucleotides long. RefSeq names its product basic proline-rich protein-like. Lineage: Eukaryota; Metazoa; Chordata; Mammalia; Carnivora; Felidae. Bases 567 to 1253 code for a protein of 228 amino acids. The transcript is spliced from 2 exons. The record is from RefSeq and is a predicted model, not a curated record.